AUGGUUCGCUUGGAAGAAGUCCCCGACGAGGAGAUCCUCCGACAGCAGCGAACGUCUGCUGCUGCCGCUGCUGCGGACGACGACGACUGGGAGGAGGAGGAAGAGUCCGAUGCCGAGUCUGAUUUCUCGGACGACUCUGAAGUGUCCGAACGAGGUCUUGCUCUUCACGAGGAGUCUGUAUGGGAGCGUAUCUCUGCUCUCCGCGAUAUCAUCCCGCCCAGCACGCGCCGUUCGAUCGCAUCCACGUUCAACACCACCACAUCGUACGCCUUCACAGGCUCUCUGCUCGCCGGCAAGCUCGUUUGGGUUGUCACCACCUCGGCGCUGCUCGUCGGCCUGCCAUUCGCACUCGCGGUCGAGGACGAGUCGAGGAUCGUUGCGCAGGAGAAGGAGAUGAUGGCGCAACAGCAGGGCGCACAGCACAUGCUGGCUCCUCCAACAGGUGCAGCGGGUCAGCAGGGUCAGCAGGGCGCAGGUCAGUACCAGGCCCAGGCUCCCGCUCCUCAGGGAUUGCGUCCUCCUGGAUUCUAA
Molecule: messenger RNA, 531 nt
Organism: Kalmanozyma brasiliensis GHG001
Lineage: Eukaryota; Fungi; Basidiomycota; Ustilaginomycetes; Ustilaginales
Product: Mitochondrial outer membrane translocase complex, subunit Tom22
Exons: 2
Coding region: 1-531 (176 amino acids)
Biological process (GO): intracellular protein transport
Cellular component (GO): mitochondrial outer membrane
Source: RefSeq, a predicted model, not a curated record